GGAAGUAUUUCGGAAAAAUGGCGGAUCGGUCACUGAUAAUCGCGGAGUGAUCGCCCACCUCUGAUUCAUGACGAUAACGACGGUGGCUCGCGGUGACACUCGUUGAAGUGACAUUCGUCCAGAGGAAUACUCGCAUAUUCAGGUGGGGCGCCUCGUCCGUCGUCGAUAGGAUAAUCGCAACCGACGCUUGAUACGCGCGUGGCUUUUCAUGGAGACAUCGUCGUCGUGUGACAACUGACAGGAUGGAUGUUCUGAACAAGCUACGAAACACGGUCAGCAACACUAUCAGUAAUACGGUUCAGAACACAGCGUACGGUCUGUCGCAGCUGUCCAGCGUUUUGCCUGGCAAUCCCGUGACCCGGGAGUUCGAAGCGACCGCUCAUGUGGCGAGCGCCGGCCCGGGCUUGCUAUGGAAGGUCUACAGCGGUUACAAGAAGUCCACCAAGCAAGAAGCCGCGAUUUUUGUUUUUGAAAAGCGCAUGCUGGAGAGAUGGUCCGCCAAGGCGGAUCGGGAACUCGUGCUGGAGACUCUAAAGCGCGGUGUAACGCAGUUGACGAAACUGAGGCAUCCGCAGGUUUUGACGGUGCAACAUCCGCUGGAGGAAUCGAGGGACAGCCUCGCAUUUGCGACUGAACCAGUGUUUGCUAGUCUGGCUAAUGUAUUAGGUAAUCAUGAGAAUAUACCUCAACCAACCCCAGCAAACUUAAGAGAUUACAAGCUGCAUGACAUAGAAAUACGCUAUGGAUUAUUGCAGUUAGGAGAAGGUCUGGCAUUUUUGCAUGGCGAUGUGAAGCUGCUUCAUAGAAAUUUGUGUCCAGAAUCAAUAGUUAUUAAUGUUCACGGAGCGUGGAAGAUAUUUGGCUUUGACUUCUGUGCCUUAAAUCAAAGUUCAGAUAGCAAGCAGCCAUCAUGGUCAUAUCUGGAAUAUGACCCUACACUCCCUCCUGUUGUCCAACCUCACCUAAAUUAUCAGGCACCUGAAUGCAUAUUAGCGAGCAGCAACGGACCCCCGAGCGAUAUUUUUGCUCUGGGCAUGCUAAUAUACGUGAUACACUCCUCGGAACAUCAGACACUUUACGAAUCUCACGGCGACUUGGGGAAGUGUCGACGUUUCCUCGAGAGUCUCAAGGGAUCCAACGUCUCAGCGAAGCUGCUCCCAGUUCCCGAGACUCUCAGGGACACUGUGAAGCUCAUGCUGAGCCACAGUCCGGAACUCAGAUUAGACGCCCAUCAGUUUAUAAAGAUCGAAUAUUUCACCGACAUCGGCGUUAAGACGCUGAAUUACUUGGACAAAUUGUUCCAAUGGGAUAAUCUCCAAAAGUCGCAAUUUUACAAGGGACUCCCGCAGCUCCUGAAGCAAUUGCCCCACAGAGUCGUACUGCACAGAGUAUUGCCCGCACUCUACAAGGAGUUGGUUAAUCCACCUAUGAUACCAUUCGUAUUGCCGAGUAUACUGCAGGUGAUGGAGGUUACCGAAGUGGAGGAAUUUCGGGAACAUAUCCUUCCCAGCUUGAAACCUGUUCUUGCUUUGGAAGAUCCGCCACAAAUCAGCUUGGUUCUCAUGCAGCAAGUCAAUCUACUGCUUAAGCUGUGCCCUACGGACGUCAUUAAGACCGACAUAGUGCCUAUGCUGCUGCGUGCAUUGGAAUCCGAAUGGGAACAGCUCCAGGAACUUUGCUUGUCAGCAUUGCCAAAUAUAGUGACGAUGAUCGAGGGACCAGUGAUUAAGAACGCCAUAUUGCCGCGAAUGAAGAAAAUAUGCUUGUCGCCAGGGAAGAAGACCAGCAGUCUUGGUGUUCGCGUCAGCUGCUUGCUGUGCCUUGCGAAGAUGUUGCCAAGCUUCGAUCGCUGGCUGGUGUUCGAUCAGAUAUUACCGUUUCUGCAGGAAGUUCCUCAUUCCGGCGAACCAGCCAUUUUGAUGGCCAUUAUAGGCAUUUACAGGAUGCUGCUUACUCACAGCAAGUUGGGUAUGAGCAAAGAGAUAUUGGCGACGAAGGUAUUACCGUUCCUGCUGCCUCUCUGCAUAGAGCAAAAUCUCAGUAUGCCUCAGUACGAGACGCUUUCGAGUCUGGUGGUCGACAUGAUUAAUCGAGUGACCAGCGAACAUCGAGAAGCGUUGCGGCAAUUGGACGCGGUGCGUCGCGAGACGCAGCAGUUCGACCAGGCGCUCUCCCAAGCGACGUCGCCCGCUUUCAUGCAGAACACUAGCUUGAGCGACAUUAAUCUAACGCCGGAGAAGCCGUCCGCGAACGCUAAUCUUAAAACUGUAAACAUCGAAAACGGAUUAACCAUGGAGGACAAGUUCAGAUUGAUUCAACAGCAGGAAGCCCACCAGAGGUUGCAAUCUCAGUCCAUAUUGACCCCCAAAGCGGUGUCGCAGCCCGCCAAGCCGCAGCCGAAGGAUCUAACGGCGACUCUUCUGAAAAACAAUCUGGACGAGCUGAACCUGUCCAUGUCGAGACCCAGCAUGUCGCAGCCGGAUUACACGGCCAAGAACACCGCGGCUCUGUCCUGGAACAAGAACAACAAUAUCAAUCAGACGCAGACGCAAUUCCUGACGUCUCCGACGCUGAGCUCGCAGACCAUGCAGACGGGUAGACCGAUGAAUUGGAACUCCAACGGAAUCAACGCGCCCAUGAGCUGGAACGCGGAUCAGUCCGCGUCGAUGUGGAAUCCGGUCGCUCCGCAGAAUAACGUCGUGUAUUCGCAAUGGGAGGGCCAGGCGAAGUUCGCAACGCAGCCGGAGAUUAAGCCCAGCUUGAACUUCCCCGGAUCGAUGCAGCCUUUCAUGUCGCCGGGCAGUACGCAGGCCGCGAAUAAGCCGAACUCGUCCACGCAAGAUAUCAUGGACUUGCUAAGUUAAUUCGCUCGAUUGCGAUUUCCCACUGGUGGUUUCGUCGAGGAGAUGAAAGUCCAGUCGUGAUGAAUGUUAACGAAUCGCCAAGAGACGGAUCGUCUUUUAUAUCGAUAUCGGCAAUCAAAGAUUGCAGAAUCGCACACACACACGCAUCGGACUGGCGAUGAACAUUUUUAACGUAUACUUUGUACGGAGGUUUGUCUCGCGCAGAGGAAUCCAGCCGGGACUCUUGAAAAAGAGAACCACCGUCGAGGAAGACGCGGCUAUUUAGGUUGCGUUUCGAAAUGUGCUGACAGAUCAAUAUGCUGCAGCGUAGUAAAACGUACUGCCUUUUUGGCGAAAGUAAGUCCUGAGGAACUGCUGACUCCCGACUGAUUUCGCACGUCCCAAGAUGCAAGUUUAAUAUUGCAUAUGAUUGGCUGUUUAAAUGUUUUUUAAAUGCUUCAUCUGAAGGAAAGACUACCGCUCAAUGUUAUUUUUCACGCCUUAAUACCAAUAACCCUCGUUUUGUCACUAAUAUGUGUAUUAAAACAUUUGAUUAAAGUGUUUUCAUCAUCUGAUGAUGAACUUUGAAAAUGUGAAAAUCAUUUUCAAUAAAAUUUACAACAAUAUGCAUAUAAUUAUGCAUCAGUUAAAAUUGUUUUUAAAUUGACCAUAAUUCAUUCUUCACACUUUAAGUUCGGUUAUAUCAUGAACGUACGUUGUCUGCUAAUACCGCAUGAUACUGCAAAUGCGUUCCAAUUUGCAGCGCUACCACAGUCUGCCAGCAAUCUCGGAACGGCUGAAAUACGCUGAUUUCAGCAACAACCGUCGGUUAUUGUCAGCACAUUUCAGAACGCACCCUUAGAGUAAAGUCGUUGCGUAUCCCAUUACAAUUCAAUUUUCCAAUGUUUUUAAUUCAGAACUUGAGACUCCAUUUUAUUACUCCAAAUCUGGGGAUACACUAUCGGACCUUCUGCGAGUCUUGUGUAAUACACGCUCCACGUUUCGUACUUCUGCAUUUCCCACGAUAAUUUCUCGCCCCGAUAAACGUAACGUCGUCGAUAAAAGUCUAUAUACCGUUGUAAGCCGCAAACUCUCCCCGACUGUCAGUUAUACCUGGCGUUCGCUUUGACGUUUUAAUAUUUCAUGUGAACCCCAUUAACGUGGAUAUAUUUGUACAAUGCCGUUCGGAGUUGACGACCGCUAGCGUCAAUUCCUGAACGCGCGAGUGAACGAGUACGACGCGAGAGAAGACUUCGACGUCGACGUGAAUUACUACGAGCGAGGUACGUCAGUAACCACGAAUGUGUGAUAACCAAACGGCAGUCACCGUUUUCUUUUUUUAUACGGAAACGCGUAGUAUUUUCAUCGUGAUUCAACUCGCCAUAUUCUCUCACGCUUCGAUGUAAAUACGUAGCUUGGUCGCGGGACUGGGAGUAACUUAAAUAUAAGAGAGCCCCACAAUAUACAUAUACAUACAUAUAUAUAGUAUAUACAAGUAUAUAUUGCUCAUUCCGACGAGCCGGAGAUCCAUGGAUCGUCAGUUCCAUUCCGUACUUGACAAUUUUUAAUCGACGCAUCGUUUGCGCGCGCGUAUCAGUCUGUAGAUGAAUUUUCUUCACGCGACUGUGUCGCCCGGCACCCGCUUUAUCGUCUCGAAGCACGAAAAGAGAGUUUACGUUUAGUAAUAUACCUCUAUAUAUUAUUGUGAGAUGAUCAAGCGCGCGUUUAUGUUGCAAAUGAUCGGUAUCACGCGCAUUAGUUUUAUUCGAAGCCGUCACGAGGAAACGUCGCGUCCUCGAGCGUCUUCGGCUUUUGUGGCGGAUGUUUCGUUAUAUUUUCGCCCGCGCGCGAUCGGACUCGGCGAUUGCGACUCAGUGAAAUUGUAAAAAGGAUGGUAUAGAUACGUAGCGUUAUUUCUAUUUUAUCUCUCACGCAUAUAUAUAUAAAUUCUGUAAUAAUAUUAGCCCGGUAUCUGUUCCAUUAUUUAUUUUGCUGUCGUGCACGAUUGUUAACGCUCACUGUCCGAGUCUAAUAAAACCGGUGGAAAUGUUAAUUCACUUUCCGUCGAUACGAUA
Messenger RNA from Dinoponera quadriceps, 4918 nucleotides. Its product is annotated as SCY1-like protein 2. Bases 243 to 2864 code for a protein of 873 amino acids. The transcript is spliced from 7 exons. Lineage: Eukaryota; Metazoa; Arthropoda; Insecta; Hymenoptera; Formicidae. Gene Ontology annotation, molecular function: protein kinase activity; ATP binding. The record is from RefSeq and is a predicted model, not a curated record. Gene Ontology annotation, biological process: protein phosphorylation.